CAGCCUUUUCCUCCCUCCCGGACCGGAUCCCUUUCUUUCUUUCUUUCUUCCACCACCAACUCUUCUUCCUCCUCCCUCUCCCGGCCCCGGAGGCGGAGCAGGCAGCACCUACCCUCCCUCCCUUCCCGUAUCGUCGUCGUCAUCGUCGUCGGCGGCUCCAGCCACGCGCGCGUCGCCUGAAUCCAUCCACCAAGGUCGCAAAUCCAAGGGAAGCCGAGGCACCAUUCCAUAAUCUGCACAGGUCGUGCUGAUAAAGAAUUAUUAAUCCAUCAUCCCUCAACUUUGCUGCUGGGCCAAGAACAAAUGGCCCAGCUGCUGCAUCAUCAGGACUCCACGUUUUAUGGGAAGGAAAUGCAGGGGUGUCGAUGGAGCUUCCUUCAGUUCUUCGGCCUUCGCCGGCGUCCACGGUCUAUGAAGAUACUCUCUGACAAGAAACAUCGCCAGGAAAAAAACAUUGGCGGAAGUAGACUUCGAGGUUGCUAUGUUCCGUUGAAAGAUGAUGACAGUGGUGUCACAGAGGACCAUGAAAACACUCAGGUUAAAUAUAAACAAAAGGAUUCCAAAAAGAACUCUGGCAAGGCAGGUCUAAGGUCCUUUAUUUCAAGAAAAUUGUAUGGAAAGGAAGGUCAGAAACAAAAGAUGCUUCCUGUUGCACCAAGGCUGCUGCGCACCCUUUCGAUACAUUAUCUGGAAAGCAAUGUCUAUGUUUUUGAUGGCGAGUCUGCUGCCAAUAAUGGAAAUGGUCCUUCACAUGGUGCGAAAUCGUCACUACAAAAUGCAACUGGUACAAACUUGCAACACAACACCCUGGAUGGUACAGGUAGCGAUAUGAGUUUUUCGCAGCUCGUAAGUACAGGUGAGGAGCACAUGAAACGGAAGAGCCACCGUAGCAUUUCGAUGGAUGGGAUUCUUCAUAAGGUUCCGUAUGGGCAGAAGGUGUCUGGAGAAACAAUCAUAGAAGAGCUUCCCCGGUCAGCGUCUGCCACAUAUGAUAGGGAUUGUCUGAAACCUUACACGGGCAUCACCUCGAGGAGACAUGUAAAUCAAGGUUUUCGGCGUUCACGUUCGCUGUCUGAAUCACUGGAGAGCUACUCUCACUUGCUUGAUUCCAUCUCAAGCAGUGAGUCCAAAAGGGUGCUGACAAGCUCCAGGUCUACUAGGAAUCAUUCUUUGGAAUCAAAAGGUUUGGCUAGACUUGCUGAAUAUCUUGUGAUUCCAGAAGAUGCCUCGGCAUUGCACGCUUUGGAUAAAUUUGAUGUUGACGGAGAUGUGAAAUCCGCUGUGGAUGAGAGUUCUUGCAGUGAGGUUGCUGCUGGUGGUUCUGAGAACACUGAGGUACCUGAAGAGUUGUCGAGUGAAGAAAAGCGUGGUGUCGAGGCAUCGACUGAAGCUGAUUUAUGCAUUGCUCCUUUACCUUUAGAGGUGGUUGAUGUUUCAGAAGAACAUGCUGCUGCAACUUGUGAUGAUGAUCUGGUUAUGUCUUCAACCGAAGCCAAUAUGUGUACCGAUCCUUCAGCAUCAGGAGCUGACAUCCCAGAACAACAUGCAAUAUCUUGUGAUGAUGAAGAUGGUAUUCACUCUUCGACAGAGGCUGAUUCAUGUACUCUUCUAGGUCUUCUACAAUCAGAAGACAUCGACAUCGCAGAACAACACACAACAGUUUAUGAUGAUCAGAUCAAGUCCUGCACCACUCAGCCUUCAGAAGGCACCAACGUUGCAGAAGAACACCCAAUGAUUUCUAACGACAAUCACAUCCAGUCAUUUGAAGGUACAUGCUGUGUUCCUGACCCCAAUCAAGAUUCUCAAGAUGAGUUAAAUUUAGGAUGUGAACAAGAGACUGAAAGUCCAACCUCUGUUCUGGAUGUGGCCUUCUCAGACCAUACAAUGAUGGAUGAUUCAUCAUCGCUGGAAGAAGAUAUUGUCAAUUCAAGUGAAGCUGACAAUUCAGUUGGCAAUGACGAUCUGAAUGUACAAGAGGACAAUUUCAGCGAUCUGAAUGAUCUCCAACUGCAAGUAACAGAUCCUAAGGAUGAAGCGGUGCUGAAUUAUGUCAAGGACAUAUUCAGCAGGUCCAGCUUCGCCACCGAACCGCUCUUUGACGCAUGGCACUCGCAUAACAUGGCAGCUCUCCAGAAAGAUGACUGCCAGCACAGCGAUCUCAGCUUCUCCGCCACCGCUGCGUCGAACCUCGCCAUGGCCGACAUGUCCGCUGAUGAGUUCCUCCUGUUCGACCUGACCAACGAGGCGCUGCUCGACAUGUACAGGAAGUACGAUGCCGCUAAUCGCGGGUCGAACUGCGCUCGACCGAAGCCCGUGGGGGAACGUGCCAUGAAGGAGUUGUGGGGUAAGGUGAGCUACCAGCUUGAUGAGGAGCUCGAUGUGGACGUUGAUGGCAUUCUGUCGAGCGACCUGGUGAGGGCGGACCGCUGGGUGGAGUUUCGGCGGGAUGGUGAUGAGGUAGGGGACAAGGUGGCAGACUUUGUCCUUGACAGGCUGAUCACUGAGCUCGCUCUCCAGCUCGCAAAGUUUUGAUCAGUCUAGCUUGCUAGGUAGUUAUUCAUUCGUUUUGCCCAUUUUCUUUAUUUAGCUAGCUCGGAACAAUGGGAAGUGCUAGAGAAUAUUAAAUUUCUCAUCUGUACAUUAGAUAUGUUUUUUCGUUCUUUGAAGACAGAAGACAGAGCAGAGAACAGUCAGGGUUAGCGGUAGGGAUUUUGAGGUGUUGGUUUAGACCGGUUGCUGUGAAGUUCCGCAUGUUGGAUAAGCAUGAGUGGUCAAGUUAAAGAUGCAAUGUUGGACCACACUGUUUGGUUGAAUGAAUCUUGAGGCAAGAAUUAUGUUGGAAUAGAAA
Molecule: messenger RNA, 2848 nt
Organism: Lolium perenne
Lineage: Eukaryota; Viridiplantae; Streptophyta; Magnoliopsida; Poales; Poaceae
Source: RefSeq, a predicted model, not a curated record